This is a messenger RNA of Corvus hawaiiensis (hawaiian crow), 3562 nucleotides long. RefSeq names its product lysophosphatidic acid receptor 4 (gene LPAR4). Gene Ontology annotation, cellular component: membrane. NCBI's taxonomy places the organism in Eukaryota, Metazoa, Chordata, Aves, Passeriformes, Corvidae. Bases 1002 to 2048 code for a protein of 348 amino acids. Gene Ontology annotation, molecular function: lysophosphatidic acid receptor activity. The transcript is spliced from 2 exons. The record is from RefSeq and is a predicted model, not a curated record. Gene Ontology annotation, biological process: positive regulation of Rho protein signal transduction; phospholipase C-activating G protein-coupled receptor signaling pathway.
UUGUAAUUACGGCCCUGGAGAAGGAAAGCUGACCGGUUUUCCAGCAGGAAUCCAGCGCUUUCAGGGCAAGAGCUCAGACUGUUCCAGUCAGCUCAUUUGAGAAGAUUUAAAACAAAACAACAACCCCCAGCCUAACAAACAGCGCCUUUCUAAAUCUGCUUAGGGAGAUAUUUUCUUUUCACGGCCAGCUUUGCUCUGCAGCUUCCCAGCGCUUUCCCGAUCCUCAGCUCCCCCCCUCUGCUCCUCACUUUUCUUAAUUGGAAGGCAAAACAAUUACGGCCGCGGGAAGGAAAAUCCGAGCUUUGAGGAGCUUUUCCCGGCUCCUUCCCAUCGGGCACGCUCUCCCAGGCUGGGUCCCCCGGCUAAUUGCUCAGGAAAUCCGCGCUGCUCAUUGUCGGGCUGUCCUUAAGCUGCUAAUUCCGAACUGGGAGAGGCUCUGGAAGGGAAUCCAUGGAUAGAGCCCCGCGAGAGGGACCCAGCGGAGACCCGGGGCGGGGCGGGCUCCGGCGCUAAUAACACAUCCCUGUCCAAUGGAAAGCGUUUCCUAUGGAGACCCCCAGGAGUUCCCCCUGCCCACAGCCCCUGCCCAGACAUUGGGCCCAUUCUUGCGUCCCGUUUUCCCAAGACACGAUGGCAGCAGCGCUCGGCAGCCCCGAUCCCGCUUGGAACAAAGGCCGGGCAGCUGCCACCCAGCGCGGAGUUUGAGGAUGAGCGGCUGAACUUGGACAAAGUGGGAUUUUCCGCGUGGGAAUAACGCGGCUCGUGUCCCAGGGACACAAAGGAUCGCUGCGGGCUGUCAGGGAGGGAUCCCCUGGAAGCACCGAGCCGCGGGAAUGGUGGCGAUCCCGGAUGAAAGGAUCCAUGAGGAAGAUGCGGUAGGAAGGAGUCCAGCCACCUCCCUAGAAUGUGUUCCUUCGGGAAGGGGCGAGCUCCCUGCCUUAUUUUAUGGAUGUCACUGAAGUAGACUUUGAAGGCCUUUGGAAACCCAUCCCAGACUUGGCAUGGGAAACCACAGCAACAACCAUACCUGCCUGACAGAUGAUUCCUUCAAGUACAACCUGUACGGAGCCGUGUACAGUGUGGUCUUCAUCCUUGGCUUGAUCACAAACUGUGCCUCCCUCUUUGUUUUCCUCUUCCGGAUGAAGAUGCGGAGCGAGACGGCCAUUUUCAUGACCAACCUGGCAGUUUCAGACUUGCUUUUUGUGUUCACUUUGCCCUUUAAGAUUUUUUACAACUUCAACAGGCACUGGCCCUUCGGGGACAGCCUGUGCAAGAUCUCGGGCACGGCGUUCCUCACCAACAUCUACGGGAGCAUGCUGUUCCUCACGUGCAUCAGCGUGGAUCGCUUCCUGGCCAUCGUGUAUCCCUUCCGCUCCCGCACCAUCCGCACCAGGAGGAAUUCUGCCAUCGUCUGUGCCGGCGUUUGGAUCCUGGUCCUCAGCGGCGGAAUUUCAGCCUCGCUGUUCUCCACGACCAACGUGUCCAACACCAGCACCACUUGUUUCGAAGGGUUCUCCAAAAGGAUCUGGAAAACCUACCUGUCCAAGAUCACCAUAUUUAUUGAGGUGGUGGGAUUCAUCAUCCCUCUGCUGCUCAACCUCACGUGCUCCUCGCUGGUUCUCCGGACUUUACGGAAGCCGGCCACCCUGUCCCAGAUUGGGACGAACAAGGAGAAAGUGCUGAAGAUGAUCAUUGUGCACGUGGCCAUUUUCGUUGUGUGCUUUGUCCCCUACAAUUCCAUCCUGUUCCUGUACGCGCUCGUACGCUCCCAGGCCAUCGCCAACUGCUCCCUGGAGAGGUUUGCCAGGACCAUGUAUCCCAUCACGUUGUGCAUCGCCACCCUCAACUGCUGCUUUGACCCCUUCAUCUACUACUUCACCUCUGAGUCCUUCCAGAAGUCCUUCAACAUCAAAACCCAGAUCAAAAUGGAUUCUCUUUUCAAGACGGAGAUGCCGCUCACAAAGACGGCGCUGCCGGCGCCACAGGAUGAGAUCAGUGAUCAGGCCAUCACCAACGGAGGAGAUCCCACAUCUGAAUCCCAUUUCUAGGGAGAUGUUUACACAGGGAGUUAUCCCCCAUUAACUCCUGAUUAACACCACGUGGCAAAGAGCUGUUCCAGAAAACGGGGGUUCACACGUGGGGUUAAUGAAGAAAAGCUGCUGGGGGAUGGCAGAUCCUCACACUGGGAUGGUCCCAUCAUAUUCCACAGGUGAACACAAAAUAUCAAAAUCCCAAUGGAUCUCCCUUUGGAGAUUAUGGGUAGGCAACAACACAUGCAUCAGCUCAGGAGGGAACAGAACAACUUCUUUAACCAGAAGAUGCCAACAUUUGGCAUUUUUCCCCCUCAGCAGUUGACAUGGGACCAGUUGGGAAAUAGAAAGUGUCAUUUUCUUAGAGAUUCCUGCCUUCUGGAGAUGCAUCCUCAUCCUCAUAUGUUAACUCAGUAACUUCCCACAAUAUGUAUGUUUGCUUUCAAAGGCAUAAUAAAAGCUUGUGGCUUUCCCUUACUCCACUGCCAGAGUGUAGAGCCUGGUUUUCCUAGACUGGAAUUUAUGGACAUGUUUGAAGUGUAAAUAACUGUUUAGCAAUUAGGCAGAAGAGUUGCUUGGUGAUGAAAAAGAUAAUAAGAAAAAAAGAUAAUUAAUACUACAGUUUUGAAAUCUGAAGUUUCAUUUUUAUCAGAUUAAGCUGUCGUUUAAUUUAUUUGAUUAUUUUUAAUGCCACGUCUGGGGAGGAGUAAAGAGCUCAUUAAUGAUCUGUUGCACCUGGGCUUUUAUAUCCCAGGGAAUUAUAUGACUAUUUCUGGGAAGGGCUGGGCUGUAAAGUCAGCUGGAGAAGGGCCUGAAACCCCAGAGUUCUUCCAAGGGCAGAGCUCCCAUAUGGAACUGAGGCAGCUGAAGGCCCAGGAGUGCUGAUCCCACUGAAAUACGGACAAGUGGUGUCAGAGCACCCAAUUAGGGGAUGAUCUGUGAUUGUUUAAUGGGCUUUUAGGGCCUCAUAGUAACUCAAAAACCAAUUUUCUGCACUCUUUUCUUAGCUGGUUACAGCAAUAUUGUCUUGUUUUCCAAUUAAUUUAUUACCUUUCCUUUUAGAGAUUACAGAAAUAUAUGGAAAAUUAAUUAUUUGUAUGUGUUGCAUUUUACCACCUGGUUCCUUUCUCCAGCUCUUGGCUCAUGUCUGAAGCUCUACAGCCCUUCCCAGGCUGGGUCAUUCUUAAGUGUAAGACACAGAAAUGAGGAGAACAAUUUAAUUUGAAAAAAAAUAUCAAGUUACGAGUUGUUAGCUCAGCAAUCUACAUUUCCACGGUAAAGCUACUUCUAGGACUGUAUUGCCAAAAAAAGAGACAAAUUAUUAAUUGAACAGAUGUUUUCCACUCAUUUUCUAUUUUAAGUCUCUCUGAUGAAGCCUCGUGAGAUACGAGAGCAACACCUCAAAUGUGAUCAUUUAAAGCAACAGAGGUUUAAGUGUGAGAAGAAUUCAGCUGUAAAAUGUUAAUGCUUCCAAGGGAAUAUUUAUUUAGCACUGCAUUCACUUUGAAUAAAGAAGUCAGUGGCUUACCAAG